AUGACGCCUGCCCCCACCCCCGCCACCACUCACCCGCCAACCCCCACCUUCCCCCCUCACCCCGCUCCCCGCAACUGGCUCAUCACCGCCUGCACCUCCCCCAUCGGCAUCGCCAUCGCGCGUCAAGUGCUCUCCCACGGCGAUAACGUGAUCGCAGGCCUGAAUCCGCGACACCUUGCAGAAGGGCACGGUGACGGAGGGGAGGAAGAGGGGGAUGCGCAGCGAGGAGAGGAGUUCCGGGAAUUCUGGCGGGAGUGUGAGGAGGAAGGAUGGAAAGAGAGGUGUAAGGGGGUGGAGUUGGAUGGGAGGUCGCUGGUCGGCACGGUUGAAGAGCUCGCGGCCUCUCCACGGACACAAACUUUAGUACGAGAACAAUUCGAAAGCAACUUCUUCGGUCCUGUCAACUGCAUCAAGGCAGCAUUACCGACGAUGCGGAGAAGGAAUAGUGGACAUGUGAUGAUAUUGACAGGUAUAACCGGGCAUCUGGGAACUCCGGGUUUAGGGAUGUAUUGCGCUGCCGGAUGGGCACUUGAAGGCUUCUGCGAUAGCCUCGCGUAUGAGAUUGCUCCCUUCAAUAUCAAGAUGACUAUCGUCCAACCUACGAUGGAAAUUGGUGUCCUAACCAACAAGAUCAUAUCUGCGCCCUCGAUGCCCCAGUAUUCACCGGACAACAACCCGGCGCCAUUGUUUAGGGGUAUAAUUGGAGGUCUGUUAGAUCGUCUUGAUCUUGUCCAGCAGAAUGGAAACUAUGAGCCUGCCUCUUUGGCAGGCGACCGAAUCCAAACCCUCUACCCGAAGCUUCCGCCCGAGAUGCAGUCUUCGCUCCUUGCGGAGACGAUCAAUGCCAUCACAGCGAUCGGCGGACAUGACAAUCCGCCCGCGAGACAUAUCGUUGGCCAUGAAGGUGUAGCCAGUGUGAAAGAGAAGUUGAAAACUGUGAGCGAGGAGCUGGAGGAUUUCGUGGACUGCAGCUGUGCGGUUGAUAUCGAUGACGGCCAUGGCAUCGAAGAUGCAAACGGCAGUAUAGAUGGGAUGUUGUAG
Letharia columbiana is the source of this 1041-nucleotide messenger RNA. RefSeq lists its product as uncharacterized. The transcript has 3 exons. NCBI's taxonomy places the organism in Eukaryota, Fungi, Ascomycota, Lecanoromycetes, Lecanorales, Parmeliaceae. The record is from RefSeq and is a predicted model, not a curated record. The coding region runs from base 1 to 1041 and encodes 346 amino acids.